CCAUCUCUACACAUGCAAUCCGAAUCAAUCAUCUUAGAACUCCUCUGUUCUUCCCAUCUCUCUCAUAACCCGUCUUUCUCUCAAUCUAUUCCAAUGAGAUUCCAACUCUCUCAUGUCUUCCUUCUCUUCUCUCACAUUUCUUUCUUCAUCUCUCCUCGCAUUGUUUCAGCUCAAUGCCACGAAGAUCAGAAAAUUGCAUUACUACAAAUCUUCUCCAAUCACUCGGCCCUCCCAUCUUGGACAUCCAACAACUCCGAUUGCUGCCUCUGGUAUGGCAUCACGUGCGACAACACCACCGGUCUCGUGAUCUCCCUCGAUGUCAGCAGCUGCUACAUCUCCGGCCGCAUCAAUUCCAGCAACCUUGCCAGCCUCUCUAGCCUCCAGAGUCUCAAUCUCUCUCACAAUUAUUUCUAUUCUCCCAUCCCACCCAAUCUAGAUUCACUCACAAAUCUCACGCAUCUCAACCUCUCCAAUGCGGGUUUUACUGGCCAAAUCCCGCCUGCGAUUGCUCACAUGCGUAAUCUGGUCUCGCUCGAUAUAUCUACCUUUUUUCUCAGCAACCCUUCUCUCAAACUAAAAGAUCCAAGCAUCGAAAAGCUCCUUCGGAACUGGUCGGGAUUGACAAAACUCCAUCUCGACGGUGUAAAAAUCUCUUCCGCAGUGCCCGAGUUCUUGUCGGAUUUUACUAAUUUGACAUCUCUCCGCCUCAGUUCUUGCAAUCUGCAGGGAGAAUUCCCUGCAAAGAUAUUUCAAUUGCCCAAGUUGGAGAUUCUCGAUGUAUCGGCCAAUCCAUUUCUCAAUGGUUCUUUCCCUGCUGAAUUGCCUCCGGAAAAUGCUUUACAAACGUUGGUACUCUCCGACACCAGAUUUUCCGGGGAGUUUCCAUAUUCCUUCGGUAAUCUCAGGCACUUGAUCAAAUUACAGAUUGGUAGUUGCGAAUUCUCUGGUCAAAUCCCGUAUUCUGUGAGGAAUACUGGGGGACUUGUUCAUUUGGACCUUUCAUCGAAUAGAUUUAACGGUUCGAUUCCGAGUCUGGAUAACCUUUCCAAUCUCACGUAUUUGGACCUUUCAAUGAACAAUUUCAGUGGCACGAUCCCGUCUCUGGAGAGUCUUACGGAGCUGGUUCUGUUGGACCUUUCAUGGAAUGCUUUCAGCGGUCCAAUUCCAUCUCUGUUUACUCUCCCAUCGCUGCGGGCAUUACACCUCAGCCAAAACCAACUCGCUGGGCAACUCGAUGAGUUCACUAAUGCUUCACGAACAUUGCAGACGGUUUAUUUGAGCAACAAUCAGCUGCAAGGUCAGAUUCCACAUUCACUCUUCAAGCUCGCGGGGCUUAAGGUACUCGAUCUCUCGUCCAACAAGUUCAAUGGCACCGUGCAGCUAGCCAUGCUCCAGAACCUCAAGAACCUCUCGCGCCUCGAUCUUUCAGAUAACUACUUGUCAGUCAACACUCAUGGGACUAAUCAUUCCUUUCCCCAGCUUGGGAGAUUGUAUUUGGGUUCUUGCAACCUAACAGAAUUCCCAGAAUUCUUGAAAAACCAAUCGAAGAUGGAGCAUCUGGACCUUUCCAACAACAACAUCUACGGAGAAAUACCCCAGUGGGUGUGGAAGAUUGGAAAUGGGCAUUUGAUUUCUCUGAAUCUUUCUCGUAAUUUGCUGAUGAGUCUCGAGCUACCUGGCAAUCUAUCAUCGAUCAAUAUGUUGUCCCUACUCGACGUUCAUUCCAAUCAACUGCGAGGAUCGAUUCCGCUUCCACCUCCAUCUAUCAUCGUCCUGGAUUACUCCUAUAACAGUUUCACAUCGGUCAUCCCGUCUAACUUCACCAACUCCCUCGAGUACACCAUUUUCUUUUCAAUAUCAGGCAACAAGAUCAGCGGUGAAAUCCCUCCAUCCAUCUGGAAUGCAAUUAAUUUGCAAGUCCUUGAUCUGUCUAAAAACAGCUUGAGCGGCUUGAUUCCAGAAUGUUUGAUUGAGAUUAGCAAUGUGCUCAGCAUACUGAAUCUUAGGAACAAUCGCUUUACGGGCAUAAUACCUGAGAUUUCAAGUGUGAACUGCAGUCUAAGGACGCUAGACCUACAUGGAAAUCGACUAGAAGGGCAGUUGCCAAGAUCAUUGGCCAAAUGUAGAGAUCUAGAGGUUCUUGACGUUGGAAACAAUCAAAUAAAUGGCCCUUUUCCUUACUAUUUGGAUACUCUAUCCAAAUUGCGGGUUCUUGUUUUGCGAUCGAACAGAUUCAAUGGUUCUAUUUUGUGGCCCCAUAAUCGGUCCUUCCCAAUGCUACGAAUUAUAGACCUCUCUGCAAACGGUUUUUCAGGUAAUAUGCCUCAGCACUUCUUCCAAAGUUUGCAUGCCAUGAUAUCCGGGAAGGAGGAUGAAGACCCAGGUCUCUACGAUCAGAUCAUCAGAUACAGAUUCCUGAAUCUAACCUCUCUGUACUACCAGGACACAGUGACGAUCACAAGCAAAGGGCUAGAUAUGGAACUCGUGAAGAUCUUGACCAUCUUUACAUCCAUAGAUCUUUCGAACAACCAUUUUGAAGGAGAGAUUCCGAAGGUAAUAGGAGAUCUCAAGUUGCUCCACAUUCUUAACUUGUCACGCAAUGGGUUUACAGGCCCAAUUCCAGCGUCGCUUGGGAAAUUGACUCAGCUUGAGUCAUUAGAUCUCUCUCAAAACAAUCUUUCAGAAGAGAUUCCUCAGCAACUGUUAAGCCUGACAUUUCUCGCAGUGUUGAAUCUCUCCUAUAACCAACUUGUCGGAAGCAUACCAUUUGCCAAUCAAUUCUCAACAUUUAACAAUGAUACCUACAUUGGAAACCCAAGAUUAUGCGGGCCACCACUGACAAGAAAAUGUGCGCUGCCACCAUCUACACCCGACAGUGUGGAUUCGCAAUCAACAGGACACGUCAAUUGGCAGCUCAUAUCAAUACAAUUGGGUUACAUUGCAGGAAUUGGAGCUGUCUAUGGACCACUUAUUUUAUGGAAGAAAUGGAGAAGGUGGUACUUCAAAAAAGUGGACAUGAUGCUGGCAUAUUUCCAUGACAGGUGCAACAUUUUCUAAGUCUUAGAGUUUUUUUUUUAUAUAUAAAUUAUGUGAGCCCUUAUUUCAAGCUAGGCAUGAAUGUACGGAGAGUGUUGUAGAUGAAUAAUCUGUAAGAAGCAAGUUGGAUAAAUGGUAAGGUAGAUGAAUAA
Molecule: messenger RNA, 3188 nt
Organism: Magnolia sinica
Lineage: Eukaryota; Viridiplantae; Streptophyta; Magnoliopsida; Magnoliales; Magnoliaceae
Product: receptor-like protein 33
Exons: 2
Coding region: 13-3057 (1014 amino acids)
Molecular function (GO): protein binding
Source: RefSeq, a predicted model, not a curated record